GAGUUCAUCAAGGGACAGAAACAGUUUAUUGGGGACUGGUCAUGGACAACUCUGCUGUCAUUCUGCUUGUCCUUCUCCUGGGGACGCUGAACACAGUCCAGUGUCAGUAUGAAGAGACUAAGUCAGAUUUUGAAGGGAGUAGCCCAAUUGAUGAUAUCCCUGAGGAGGAGAAGUACACUGUGUCUGCUCUGAUUGAAAGGGCCAACGAGAAUGUAGGGCAAGCGUUGGAUGAUCCGGAGAUCACAGAGGGUGAUAUUGCAGUGGACACAGGAUUCAAGAAUGCUGCCCCCUGUACGUCCCGCCGUUUCUUCAACUGCAAAUGGCAUCGCUCCAAGGACGGCAACGUCUAUGUGCCCUACGUCAUCUCCAACCAGUACUGGCUGGGCUGGACCAAUGAUUUCAAAGUUAGUGCCCAUCGCGAUCCCCCCGUGAGAAGGCCACUAUUGUCAAGACCUUUUGCAGAGGUCACCUGCAUCCGCUUCCGACCACGCAGAACAAAAAUGUUCUCCAAGGAUAGAGACUACUUGAACAUCAAGUCAAAAAGAGGGUGCUGGUCUUCCGUGGGGCGUAAACGUAGGCGGCAGACCGUCUCCCUGGCUCGACGAGGGUGUUUGCACCGUGGUGUGAUCCAGCAUGAGCUUCUGCACGCCCUGGGCUUCCACCAUGAACAGGCGCGCAGUGACCGUGACCAACACGUCCGUAUUCUCUACGAAAACAUCAAAAAAGGACAUAAGCACAACUUCAAAAAGAUUAAGACCAAUAACUUGGGCACCCCCUAUGACUACGGUUCAGUCAUGCAUUACUCAAGGUUAGCCUUCUCCCGCAAUGGGAAACCCACCAUUGUCCCCAUCCCCGAUGAGAAUGUGCAGAUUGGGAAGGCCACCCAGAUGAGCAGCUGGGAUAUUGCCCGAAUCAACCGCCUCUAUGGAUGUAGUCAACGGUCUUACUCUGGUAGAGCUCUGAAUAUUGCUCUAGGCCUCAACCCAAAAGAAGAGGCUUUUCCAGCUCAAUUAACCCAUUUCACAGCAUCCAGGUGUCCAGCCUCACUGAUGUUAACAAUGCCUUAUUUGGCAGGGUAAAGCAUCUUCCUGUUUCUGUCUUUCCUCAGGACUGUGAGGAAGUUGGUUUACACAAUGGCGACAUCUUGUGACAUGAGCUGGUUGCAAAAAUAAACGUUGUUUGAAUAAAUAA
Sardina pilchardus (European sardine) is the source of this 1191-nucleotide messenger RNA. RefSeq names its product low choriolytic enzyme-like. Gene Ontology annotation, biological process: proteolysis. The record is from RefSeq and is a predicted model, not a curated record. Lineage: Eukaryota; Metazoa; Chordata; Actinopteri; Clupeiformes; Clupeidae. The transcript is spliced from 10 exons. Gene Ontology annotation, molecular function: metalloendopeptidase activity; zinc ion binding. The coding region runs from base 42 to 1079 and encodes 345 amino acids.